Messenger RNA from Tupaia belangeri chinensis (Chinese tree shrew), 3353 nucleotides. RefSeq names its product protein serine kinase H1 (gene PSKH1). Gene Ontology annotation, biological process: protein phosphorylation. The transcript has 3 exons. The record is from RefSeq and is a predicted model, not a curated record. Lineage: Eukaryota; Metazoa; Chordata; Mammalia; Scandentia; Tupaiidae. Bases 161 to 1435 code for a protein of 424 amino acids. Gene Ontology annotation, molecular function: protein kinase activity; ATP binding.
UGCACGUGCCCUAUAGCAAAUAAAGGUAUCUCUCAGAGCCGUGGAUCAGAAUAAUGACCAAGGAAGAGACUCUUUGCAGAACAUCUGGCUGUGUAAACGGGGCACUGCCUGCAGAGCAGGUCCUGCCAGCCUCGCUGGAGAGGAUGCCCCCGUGUCCGUGAUGGGCUGUGGGACAAGCAAGGUCCUUCCCGAGCCGCCCAAGGAUGUCCAGCUGGAUCUGGUCAAGAAGGUAGAGCCCUUCAGUGGCACUAAGAAUGAUGUGUAUAAGCACUUCAUCACAGAGGUGGACAGUGUUGGCCUUCUCAAAGCCGGGUUCCCAGCAGCCAGUCAGUAUGCACAUCCCUGCUCUGGUACCCCCAAUACUGGUCACACAGAGCCUCCCACAGAACCACCACGCAAGGCCAGAGUGACUAAAUACAGGGCCAAAUUCGAUCCACGUGUAACAGCUAAGUACGAUAUCAAAGCCCUGAUUGGUCGAGGCAGCUUCAGCCGAGUGGUACGAGUAGAGCACCGUGCAACUCGGCAGCCAUAUGCCAUCAAGAUGAUUGAGACCAAGUACCGCGAGGGGCGGGAGGUGUGUGAGUCAGAGCUGCGUGUGCUGCGACGGGUGCGCCACGCCAACAUCAUCCAGCUGGUGGAAGUGUUUGAGACGCAGGAGCGUGUAUACAUGGUGAUGGAGCUGGCCACUGGUGGAGAGCUCUUUGACCGCAUCAUCGCCAAGGGCUCCUUCACUGAGCGGGAUGCCACCAGGGUGCUGCAGAUGGUGCUGGAUGGCGUCCGGUAUCUGCACGCACUGGGCAUCACGCACCGAGACCUUAAGCCUGAGAAUCUGCUCUACUACCACCCAGGCACUGACUCCAAGAUCAUCAUCACCGACUUUGGCCUGGCCAGUGCUCGCAAGAAGGGUGAUGAUUGCCUGAUGAAGACCACCUGUGGCACGCCCGAGUACAUUGCCCCCGAGGUCCUGGUCCGCAAGCCCUACACCAACUCAGUGGACAUGUGGGCGCUGGGCGUCAUUGCCUACAUCCUGCUCAGUGGCACCAUGCCCUUUGAGGAUGACAACCGCACCCGGCUGUACCGGCAGAUCCUCAGGGGCAAGUACAGUUACUCGGGGGAGCCCUGGCCCAGCGUGUCCAACCUGGCCAAAGACUUCAUUGACCGCCUGCUGACAGUGGACCCUGGAGCCCGAAUGACAGCGCUGCAGGCCCUGAGACACCCGUGGGUGGUGAGCAUGGCAGCCUCUUCGUCCAUGAAGAAUCUGCACCGCUCCAUCUCCCAGAACCUCCUCAAACGUGCCUCGUCGCGCUGCCAGAGCACCAAAUCUGCCCAGUCCACACGCUCCAGCCGCUCCACGCGUUCCAACAAGUCACGCCGUGUGCGGGAGCGUGAGCUGCGGGAGCUCAACCUGCGCUACCAGCAGCAGUACAAUGGCUGAGCCACCUAGCUGUGGUACAGACAAGCAUGGCUCAAUCUGGCUACCCGUUCUGUGCCAUCUGGGCCCAGUCCUCUCUGGAGAGAGGUCUGUAUGGCCAGAAGCAAGAGAAUGUCCGGCCUCAGCCCCUUCUCUGUGCCAUCAGCAGCCCCAUCCUCCUCAUGGGCUUGGGCAUGUGUGACAGAGUAGAGGUGACCUGGAGACUAUGACCACCCCCAACACUGGGAGCCUGGCCUGGCACUGAUACCCCUUAUGUGGGCAGCUGCUCUGGUUGGAGUUGGGACCAGACCUAGAAGGGACCGGACCUGGCUUUUGCUCUUUUUUACCUUUUGGCUUUUCCCCAGAACAAAGGAGUCUGCAGUGCUAGGUGGAGGGAGUCCUGUGGCUCCAGGACCCCUUGAGACAGUUACUUCUAGAACCCUCCUCCCUCCACAGAGCCCUAUUCCCUGGUGCUGCACAUUCCACAGCAUCCUGACCAAGAUUUUGCUCCAGUUGGGAGGCCCAGCUUUGUACCUGCUUGGGCCUCCCAGAGGGACAGUCUUGAUCCUUAGUUCCUGGCCAAAUACAGAUAGCCCUCUGCCUCCUAGCCAAGAUCUGUCUUCCAUCAUGGUGACCCUGGGGGCCCUGUUGGUCCCGGGGUUCACAGAGCCUCCAUGGUAGCCCCGUAGUGUUCAGGUCUGUGUGGCUCUGCUGGCCCCGGGCUCCAGCCUCUCUGACUGUGAGAGGGGUUCCCACCCACAGCCCGCUGCCCUUGGUGCCUUCUUCGCAGAGUCCCUCAUUACCUCCCUCUCCCCUUGGAUGCCCAUUCCAUUCCCCGGGUGCCUCCUUCCCCUGUGGGGGAUUAAAGGAGCCCCACUGCUGCUACCUGGGGGAUGGUGGCACCUGGGCCAAGGCCGAGAGCAGGGGAUUCCCCCACUAGAAUGCCAACGUUAGCCCUGGCUCCACCCUUUGUGCUGCCCGUUGCUUCUUCACUCCUCUGCAGCUGCAUGAAGGUGCCACCUAGUGGCUAGCAUGGAUAUAGGUGGCCCCAAAAUGAACACUGCUCACCCUUAGUGCUCCAAGAGGAAGUGGAAGGAAGGAAUUGCACUAGGGGAGAGGCCCAGGCAGCUGGGCUCUCUUAGCUUCUAUGCACCUCUCCCUGGAACUUAGCCACACUGUGUGAUCUGCCUCUGAAUCCUGGCUGCGAGGGCACUGGCCAGCUCCCAGCUGGCCUUGCCCCUCCACCCAGUGCCUGCUUCCUCUCUCAGCAUUCUCCCAGUCUGGGUCCACUGUCUCAGGCUAGAGGGAGCCCCUGCAGAUGGUAGAUGGAGUCAGGUGGCUGCUUUUCCAGAGACCUGAGCCAGAACUGUCCCCGUGUCUGUCAUGGUCCUUACCCACCACAAUCCAGGCUGGAACCCCUCCCUCCACAGCUGCUUUCAGUGGAUAGGUAGGGGCCAGGGCCCAGCUUUGACCUUAGCUAUACUCCAUGGCCCCUGCCCCAGGAGGGUUUGGCCCCCACUCAGCCUCCUUCCAGUGGGCAACUUUGGGGCAGGCCCCCUUUUCUGCAUGUGCCACCUCCAGUGGAAAUCAGACCAAAGUGACCACUCUGUGCCAAGUCGACUGUGCCUUAUACACCCCUUUCCUUCCAUCUCCACUGCCCUCUGGCCAGGAGGCAGUGGGAAGCUUGAGCCCCAAGGCCUCAGAACUUCUCUCAGCUCCCCGAGUGUCUCUAGGGGCCUGGGCCCUGGGGAUUUAUUUCUUCUCUUGCCCAGGUUAGGCCUGGUCUUAAGGGUAGGAUUGGGGAGUUGGAGACUUGGGCAUUUGAUUGGCCCACCUGGGCCUUCACGCCAUGGACUGUGGAUGGAGAAUGUGCAGUUAUUUAUUUUGUGUAUUCAGUUUGUAAAUGUACCCGCUGUAUUCAAUAAACAGGCUGCCCUCCCUA